This is a messenger RNA of Adelges cooleyi (spruce gall adelgid), 1125 nucleotides long. RefSeq lists its product as uncharacterized. The record is from RefSeq and is a predicted model, not a curated record. The transcript is spliced from 3 exons. Lineage: Eukaryota; Metazoa; Arthropoda; Insecta; Hemiptera; Adelgidae. The coding region runs from base 142 to 594 and encodes 150 amino acids.
UAUUCAACGUGAACAUUAAACAGAUGACCAAGGUACAUCAUGUACAAACAAUAAGGUUGUGUUUAUAUAAAUUAUAACUAGAAAUACAUUAACUUCGGAUUUGUUUAAUAUCAGUCGUUAAGGUGAAUUAAAUCGAACACCAUGUCUUCCUUAAAAAUAUUUUUAUUUUCCCUGGGUCUAGCUGUGACUACUUUGGCCGCUCCCGUUAAGGAUGACAAACCGCUCUCUGCGUAUCUCGAAGAUAUAGUCUAUGAAGUCGCAAACAACCAACUUUACAAAGAUGUCCAAGCAAAAAUAAAUUUACACACCGAAGAUUGGGAUAGAUAUCUUACCGAAUUGGAUAAAAAGUUGGAAGACAUGCACCGUGACCAGAAGUUAAAAUCAAGAAAAGAGCUAGAAAAGGAGUCGAGAAAAAUCGCCGAAGAUUUUGCUUUAAAGGUGAUCGACACGGUUAAGAAAGAAGAUCCAAAACUGGCCGAACUAUUAGAAAAACUGUUUAUCAAAGUACGCGAGACUAUAGUUGUUUUACAAAGCAUUAGUGAUACAGAGUGGUUAUUCAUUAAAAAAUUCAAACCUAAUUUGUUUAUUUCUUAAUAAAUACAUUUCAAAAACAAAUUUUUUAACUGUGCAAUAAUUUCGUUAAUAUUAAAAAAAUGUAGUCAACAAAAUUAAAAUGUAUAAAUUAGUUAUAACAAAAUACUAUUUUAGCCAGGUAAUAAGUGAGUAAAUUAAACAUUUAAAUUUUGUUUAUCAUCACUCUAAUUUAAUCAUACAACCAUAAGAAAUGCUCAUCCACUAUUUAGAGGAAAAUAUGAAGUUUAUAUUCAGAUUUAUAGUUGAAAACUUGUAAUCAAAUGCACAGAGGAAAUAUAUAAGUGUACCUAUUAAAUUUUAAUUUAAUUAUAAUUGUAUUAUUCAUACAUAAUAUAUAUUCAUAAUAACAGUUAUAAUAAUGUUUUAUUCUUUUUAGCUUAAAAAAUCUUAUUCGGUUAUAAGUUUUUAAAUAUAAAUAUGUUUUAUAUUUUGUGGAAUACACUCGAAUAGAAAUUAUAUUAAAACUAAUCACUCAAAUGUUAAAAUGAUGUCUAAUUUUAUUGUUAAAUACAUUUUUGACUUCGACACUUA